AUGAGUAGGUUUUCAGAUUGUCGGAAGAUGGAGAAGGUACCAAGAAGUCUGGUUUUAGGCGCGACUCCAUUUUUCUGCUUGCUUCUCCUCGCCUUGCUCUACACUGUCGAAAUCGGAUCCCACGUAGUUCCAUCAAAUCAAUGGAAGAAAACACAUUCAGGUGCGACUCAGAUAGAACAUCAAGAUCACCUGCAUUUUCUCAUGAAAAGACUAGUGAAAGGUUUCUUCUUCUUCUUUUACUUCUGCAUUUUCAUUAUUCAACAUUACGGAGGAAAUCAAACUCAGCUGGAAGCGACCGGAUUUGCUUGCCAUUAUGACUUUCACACUGAACUUUGUGUGUCCAGUAGACCAGUAAGGAUCGAUACACUUACAAUGACGGUUCAUAUACCAUUCAAUCAUGGUAUGCCCCAAGCCAAUCGAAUAAUCCUUCCAUAUGCAAAAAAGGAAGAUGAGUGGAUCAGGAGAACGGUAUCAUUAGUGCAGAUACUUCAGGGAAACAUCUCCCCCCUUCCACCUUGUGAGUAUACCCAUAAUGACCCUGCCGUAGUUUUCUCAUCUGGUGGAGCCACAGGAAAUAUAUUUCAUGAAUUCAGCGAUAUAAUCAUUCCUUUGUUCAUCACUAGUCGCCAUUUUCAAUCUCGCCUACGCUUUAUUGUUCCCGAUUUCGCAAUUCGGUUCAUGAGUAAAUAUAAGAAGAUUUUCUCCCAUUUGUCAAGCUAUGAAGUCAUUAAUCCAGCAGCAAAUGUAAGCGUGCAUUGCUUUCCGGGAGCAGUUGUCGGGCUUCACUACCAUGACAAUCUUGCCAUUAAGACCAUGGAAGUCCCUGAAGGUUACUCCAUGCUUGAUUUCAAGCAGUUUCUAAGAGAAUCUUACAAUCUAAAGAUACGAGAUUUGUCAAAGACGGAAAAACCGACGUUGAUACUUAUAUCUCGUAAAAACAAAAGAGUCUUUAUGAACGAAGAUGAGAUGGUGACCAUGAUAAAGGCAUUGGGCUUCAGAGUUAUCGUCGCACAGCCUGAUUUGACAGCCAAUAUGGACAAUUUUGCGGAGAUAGUAAACUCAUGCAGCAUACUGGUUGGUGCCCACGGUGCUGGGCUUACAAAUGCUGUCUUCUUGCCAGAAGGGGCUGUCCUAGUGCAAGUGGUGGGGCUUGGCAUAGAAUGGAUCGCAAACACAGCCUUCGGCAUACCAGCUCCAGGAAUGGGUUUGAAUUACAUAGAGUACAAAAUUGAACCAGAGGAAAGCUCUCUCAUCUCUCUUUAUGGCAAAGAUCACCCUGUCAUUGUUGAUCCCGGAUCCAUAACCUCGAAAGGGUAUGAGAUUCUUAGGGAUGUGUACCUUGAAAAGCAGAAUUUUAAUAUUGAUGUUGCGAGGUUUAGAAAGACUCUUGUCAAUGCACUUGGACUUCUUGGGCGCUCAGCCCCUUUGGUUUGA
This is a messenger RNA of Rhododendron vialii, 1434 nucleotides long. RefSeq names its product alpha-1,3-arabinosyltransferase XAT3-like. Gene Ontology annotation, molecular function: glycosyltransferase activity. Bases 1 to 1434 code for a protein of 477 amino acids. NCBI's taxonomy places the organism in Eukaryota, Viridiplantae, Streptophyta, Magnoliopsida, Ericales, Ericaceae. The transcript has 3 exons. The record is from RefSeq and is a predicted model, not a curated record.